This is a messenger RNA of Zeugodacus cucurbitae (melon fly), 769 nucleotides long. RefSeq names its product putative esterase F42H10.6. Lineage: Eukaryota; Metazoa; Arthropoda; Insecta; Diptera; Tephritidae. The record is from RefSeq and is a predicted model, not a curated record. Bases 1 to 675 code for a protein of 224 amino acids. The transcript is spliced from 3 exons. Gene Ontology annotation, molecular function: fatty acyl-CoA hydrolase activity.
AUGAUUGAAAAACCUGUGUACACAAAAUUUGUCCGGUUAUUGGAGCUGCCCGGUUAUAAGGACUGUCCGUCUUGGGGAAUAUCACUUCCUAAAACGCCAGCUGAAGAGUUAUACCAGCAGAAUAAUAACAAUUAUACAAAAAAUAUUGUGGAACGAAAAAGUUCUACAACGCCAGCCGAUGAUAAUACCGGCAAAUUAAAUAAAAAAUAUAUUGUGGAACAAAAAAGUUCUACAACGCCAGCUGAUGAAUUUACCGGCAACAUAAACGAUAACUAUUCGAUACUGGGUGAAAGUGGCUCAGAAAUGAAUGAUGAUAAUGAUAAUUACUAUUCGGUUCAAAUAAUCGAUGGGGCUGAUGGCAAAUGUACUGCGGAAUUCAAAGUGGAACCUGAACAUGUCAAUCGCGGUGGAUUUUUACAUGGCGGGUUUACAGCUACUGUAGUUGAUAUGGUGACCACGUACGCACUUAUGUCCAAACCCUGUAAUCCCGGCGUUACAGUUGAUUUGCAUGUUACUUACUUAAAAGCAGCUAAAGAAGGUGACACAAUUGUAGUUUCUGCAAAUACAAUAAGAGCGGGGAAAAAACUAGCUUUUAUUGAAUGCGUUUUAAUGCAGAAAAAUGAUGGAGCCAUUGUAGCUAAGGGAAGUCAAACAAAAUUUGUAGAAUGUAUGUAGUGAUAAUGAUAUACCACUUCACUGGAUUAUUAAAUAAAAGUCACUAAGUUUAUCGUACAAUAAAUAUGGAAUAAAAACAUUACAAAACUAUGUA